Pseudozyma flocculosa PF-1 is the source of this 2088-nucleotide messenger RNA. RefSeq lists its product as uncharacterized. Gene Ontology annotation, molecular function: FAD binding; D-arabinono-1,4-lactone oxidase activity. Gene Ontology annotation, cellular component: mitochondrion; membrane. The record is from RefSeq and is a predicted model, not a curated record. The coding region runs from base 1 to 2088 and encodes 695 amino acids. The transcript has 3 exons. NCBI's taxonomy places the organism in Eukaryota, Fungi, Basidiomycota, Ustilaginomycetes, Ustilaginales, Ustilaginaceae.
AUGGCAAGCUCAUCCCGCUCAGCUUCUUCGCCGUCUUCGGCUACGGCGGCUGGAGCCACCCACCUAGAUCCAGGCUUCGCCCAGCAAUCGACCGAGACGCUCCAGCAGCUCGUCGCCGCAACCGUGGUGCCCGCCUCGUCUCCCAAGGCAUCCUUCUCCAACUGGGGCCGCUCCUUUUCCUGCAAGCCCGCUCGCGUCUUUGCCCCCACGACGAUAGCCCAAUGCGCUGCGAUUGUCGAGCUGGCACGGAGAGAGGGCGUACAGCUGCGACCCAUUGGACGCUCACACAGCCCGAGCGAUCUUCAGCUCACCAAGGCCUGGGCGAUGCGCAUGGAGGGCCUCAGCGGCAUCCUUUCGAUCGAUUCCGCGGCACCAUCGGUCACUGCGCUGGCAGGAACCUACAUCUCGGACAUCCACGAGGCCCUUGACGCCGCCAGCCCUCGGCUCGCCAUGUGCAACGUCGGCUCCAUCUCGGAGCAGACCAUUGGCGGGCUGGUCUCGACCGCCACCCACGGAACCGGCAUCGCGUUCCCUAUCGUGUCCGCCUACGUCGAGCGCCUCACGAUCCUGUGCCCUGUCGGCCAGGGGACGGUCCACCUCACCUGCAGCCGCGACGAGCUGCCCGAGCUCUUCAACGCAAGUCUAUGCGGACUUGGUACGACGGGCCUGAUUACCACUGUCACACUGCGGGUUGAGAAGGCGUUCAACCUCAAGCAGUACUCGGAGGAGGUUCCCUUUGACACGAUAUUCGGACCCAAGAAUGGGUUCCCUGCCACCGCCGCCGGCUCGAAGAACUCGGGUGCGGUAGGCAAGCUCCUCUUUCAGGGCAAGAAGCUGCCUCCCGUCCGCCCAGAGUAUCUGCCGGCGUACAGAAGCGCAGAUCCCUCGCACAUCUACCCGCUGCCGGCCGACGCCUACGCCGCGGCGGACCGACUGUCCCGCUCCGAUCCUGAAGAUGACGAGGCUACAAGGGCCGCCCAGGCCAAGCUCGAGGCGGUCGUCGACUCGGCGCAGCACGUCAGGCUGAUGUGGUUCCCGCAGGUGGGCAUGAUCACCAUGCUGCAGGCCAACCGCUCGACAGAGCCCGCCACACCAGCUCCAUCGCUUCCGACCAGGCUGAAGGCGUCGCUCAUCGGUCACCGCCUGACUGAGCUUCUGCUCUACCUUGGACGCUUCGAUGGCCGCCUGACGCCGACGGCUGUGCGAUGGAUCCACUACCUCACCCACCCGACGAUGCCCAAGGCUGUCGAGGCAGGCGAGCAGCCGAGGGCCAAGGUUUCAGCGACGACCGAGGCACCCGCGGUGCUGCCGAGAGCGAACACGAACGCUCGUCAGCAGGACGAGUCGGACGGCGCAAGCUCGGCGCAGAACAGCGCUGCGGAGCUCGUCAAGGAGCUCGGGCGGGGACUGGACCUCGAUGCUGGCGCGGCGAGCGUUGGCUGGACGACCGAGGCCGUCGGAGGCGGCGCUCCCCGUGCGUCGUCGUCGUCGACGGGCCUCGGACAGACGUUUGCGCUGGACCCGCCGGCGCCGCAGCCGCUUGGCGGCCACCAUCCCGUGUCGGCGGUGGUGGGUCGCUCGGACCGGAUCUUCAACAUGGACUGCCUCUUCCCGCAGUACACCGACGAGUGGGCGAUUCCGUUUUCGCGGGCGGCUGCCGUGAUCCGGGCGAUGCGCGACUGGCUCGACGAGGAGGAGGCCAACAACGAGGGCGAGCGCAUCCACUUCCCCAUCGAGAUCCGCUUCACCGACGGCGACGGCGUCUGGCUGAGCCACGCCCAGGGGCGCAAGACGUGCUACAUUGGUCUGGUCCAGUACCGCCCGUACAACCGGCCGGUGCGCUACCGCCGGCUGUUUGCCAAGUUCGAGACGCUGAUGCGCCACUAUGCCGGGCGGCCGCACUGGGCCAAGGCGCACACGUGCUCGCCCGCCGAGCUGGCGCAGCUCUACCCGCACUGGGGCGACUUUCUGGCCACGCGCGACGCCUACGACCCGGACCAGAUCUUUGUCAACCCAUACAUUGAGCGGCACCUGCUGGGCAAGGUGGGCGAGCAGGCCGACUCGAGGGUGUUUAAGAGCCGGCUGUGA